CGCCAGUCUUUGACGAAGGUGUCUGGAAGAUGUCACUUUUGCCUAGUGGAAUCCUCCUCCUGCUGUGUGCAUUGUCCAGGGCACAGAACCCAAACUGCCCAGCCUAUACCCAUGAUUGCGUUCCCUUUUACCAGUGCGUCAAUGGCGUCAUCAAUACAUCGGGUGGAGGACUGAUUGACCCCAGAAUUGGAACAAGUAAUGGCUGCACAGUUACAGACACUGGAGAAUUUGGCGUUUGCUGCCAGAUACCAGGAUCGACAAACCCAAACCUCAUACCUUGUUCGGGCGGCCAAAUUUGUGUCGAGCCAGUUUACUGCAGUGCUGACGGUACAGUCAACACUGACGGAACAGGACUGAUAGAUAUUCGGAGGGCCCGUAACUGCCUCGUCGACAACAGUAACGACGCCUUGGGGAUCUGCUGUUCCCCUACUGGCCAGACCGUAGACAGAUGUCCUGGAGAUGCCAUUUGCGUCGAACCAGGGCAGUGCACCACGAGGGGCUUGAGUACAAACAGCGAAUACCUUCCCUACGGACAAGGAGGCUCCUGGACCAAGUGCAGGAUCCAAGUAGGGCCCUACAGCAGCACCUCGGGAAUCUGCUGCCAGAGGCCUAAUAAUCGGUACGAGGCCGCCAGGGAAUGCGGCGUGCGCCAUUCCGACGACAAUCAGGUGACGCGCAUACGACCCCAGCUGGCCAAAACGACCGCCGACUUCGGCGAGUACCCCUGGCAGGCGGUCGUCUUCCACAGGAACUUUACCUUCAACUGCGGCGCCACGCUGAUCUCCAACCAGUGGCUGGUCACGGCGGCCCACUGCGUCUCCGACCGCUCCAACCUGAAGGUCCGCCUCGGGGAGUGGGUCGUGAACGACAACCAGGAACCUCUCCAGCCGAGGGACUUCGAGGUCACCAGGACCGUCGUCCACCCUAACUACAACUCGUACAAUCUGCACAACGACAUCGCCCUCAUGAAGCUCGACUCCCCGGUCAACUACGAGUACCACAUCAACAGGGUGUGCGUUCCCAGGGCGGACCAGGCGCCGCCGGCCCAGGGUACGAGGUGCUUCGCCACCGGCUGGGGCAAGAACGCCUUCGACGGGCAGUACCAGGCGACCUUGAAGCAAAUCGAUAUCCCGGUGGUGGAGCAAGGGAAGUGCCAGCGGCUUCUGAGGAGGACUCGGCUUGGGAAAUACUUCAGGCUCGACGAUUCCUUCGUGUGUGCCGGUGGCGAGCCUAACAGGGACGUCUGCAAGGGCGACGGGGGAGGUCCUCUCGUGUGCCAGGACCCUUGGACCGGGAAUUACUUCCUCUACGGGAUAACUGCUUGGGGCAUCAGCUGCGGAGAAGACGGAGUGCCCGGUGUUUAUGUCAACGUGCAAAAGUUUUCAAACUGGAUUUGGCAAAAUGCUGAGAGCCGGACCCCC
This is a messenger RNA of Macrobrachium nipponense, 1421 nucleotides long. RefSeq names its product phenoloxidase-activating factor 2-like. Gene Ontology annotation, molecular function: serine-type endopeptidase activity. The transcript has 4 exons. The record is from RefSeq and is a predicted model, not a curated record. The annotation marks the transcript as partial. NCBI's taxonomy places the organism in Eukaryota, Metazoa, Arthropoda, Malacostraca, Decapoda, Palaemonidae. Gene Ontology annotation, biological process: proteolysis.